AAUGAGCAGAAUCAGACAGAAGUGCGGAACAGGGAGACGUGGAUCCUGGGAGAUGCACCCAGCACUCCCGAUGAAUUUGAAGAAACAACGAUCCACUGCAGCAGCCUUGUUAUAAAGAUCCAGUUUCCCAACCAUGCAGCAGCAUCUCCGGGCUAUAUCCAAAAUCUGCGAGCCGAGCCGGUAACUCAAGCACCCAGUGAGAUUCCAACUCCACAUGAGAGGCUUAUCUACUACCAGGCUGAAAAGAUUGGAGAGGGAAUAUUUGGUCGAGUUUAUAAGAUCGUUAGAAAGCGAGAUGGGAAGAUUUUCGCUGCUAAGGUGUUUAGCUCUCUACCUAAUAAGAAUAAGAGAUAA
This is a messenger RNA of Cryphonectria parasitica EP155, 354 nucleotides long. RefSeq lists its product as uncharacterized. The record is from RefSeq and is a predicted model, not a curated record. The transcript has 2 exons. Gene Ontology annotation, biological process: protein phosphorylation. The annotation marks the transcript as partial. Lineage: Eukaryota; Fungi; Ascomycota; Sordariomycetes; Diaporthales; Cryphonectriaceae. Gene Ontology annotation, molecular function: protein kinase activity; ATP binding.